Molecule: messenger RNA, 3800 nt
Organism: Xenopus laevis (African clawed frog)
Lineage: Eukaryota; Metazoa; Chordata; Amphibia; Anura; Pipidae
Gene: ctns.L
Product: cystinosin, lysosomal cystine transporter L homeolog
Biological process (GO): L-cystine transport; L-alpha-amino acid transmembrane transport
Cellular component (GO): lysosomal membrane; vacuolar membrane
Molecular function (GO): L-cystine transmembrane transporter activity; L-amino acid transmembrane transporter activity
Source: RefSeq, marked provisional
CACACAUGAGGGGGCGGGGCCAACCUGGAUGGAAACACGGAACUGAGAGGAUGGUAAAUAGAGGGGACGGAGCCAGUGAGGAGACAGCCAAGGAAGUGAAAGACCGGGAGCAGCAGGAAAACAGGGCGAGCAGGUGAUCUAUCUGCUGGUGGAAAGAAUUUCUGUGUUGAAUAGUUGACUAAACUGACUAAAGAGAAAAGGAAUCACUCCUAAGAAGCGUUGCGACAAUGAGAAUACUGCAGACAAAGAAACCAGCUGCUUCCAUUUUAUGUAACUUCCUCAGCUUACUGCUGCUUUGUGAUGCGGCUUCCUCAUCACCCGAUUUUGCAGUUUCCAUUCCAGAAGUAGUUGCCCUUCAAAAUGGCAGCUUUAAAAAUAUAAGUAUCACUGUCAACUUUCCAAUAAAUGAAUCUGCUGUGUUUUUCCUAAACAUUACUUAUUCCUCAACCAACAAGACCAUUGUUCAACUUCCAGAUCGAAUUUUCUUACCAGCAAAUACCCAUGAUUCUGAGUUCACAGCAGAAGCAGUUCAUGUAGGACAGGUUACAGCCUACUUGCAGAGUAAUGUUUCCCACAGAAUUGGGCCAAGAAUCCGCUUCCAGGUCAUUCACAGCUACAGUGUGGAAAUACUACAACAGAUCAUUGGCUGGAUCUAUUUUGUGGCCUGGUCUGUGUCAUUCUACCCUCAAGUCUUUGAAAACUGGAAGAGAAAAAGUGUUGUGGGGCUGAGUUUUGAUUUUUUGGCUCUAAAUCUAACGGGCCAUAUAGCAUACGGUGUUUUCAAUCUCGGACUCUUCUGGAUACCUUAUGUAAAGGAGCAGUUUCUUGUGGUGUACCCCAACGGUGUAUUUCCUGUGGAGGCCAAUGAUGUUUUCUUCAGUCUGCACGCAGUUGCACUUACAGCCAUUACAAUUUUCCAGUGCUGUAUGUAUGAGAGGGGCUCACAGACUGUCUCUAAAGUGGCCAUCUGCCUCCUCAUCAUCGCCUGGCUCUUUGCCUUCUCGGUGCUCUUUGUGGCAGUAGCUGACAAGAUUACCUGGCUCCAGUUCUUGUUCUGCUUCUCAUACAUUAAGUUGGCCAUCACCCUCACUAAAUACUUCCCUCAGGCUUACAUGAAUUUCCAUCGGAAGAGCACAGAGGGAUGGAGUAUUGGGAAUGUGCUGCUUGACUUCACUGGAGGGAGCUUGAGCAUCGUCCAAAUGUUUAUCCAGUCUUAUAACAAUGAUGAAUGGAAUUUAAUAUUUGGAGAUCCAACAAAGUUUGGCCUCGGUGUUUUCUCCAUUGCAUUUGACAUUGUCUUCAUAAUCCAACAUUACUGUCUGUACAGACCGAAACCAGGGUAUCGCCAGAUUUAAAAGAACUGAAUGGACUUGGGCUCCUUUCUUUUUAUAUAGGGAUGCAACGAAAAUCAGCAUUCGGUUUGGAAUUCGGCAAAGAUUCGGCCUUUCUCAGCAGGAUUCGGAUUCGGCCAAAAAAAAUCACGUAAUUUUUUCAUCACCCAAACAAGGAAACCAAAAAUGUUUUAACCGCUCCUUUAGCACCUGGUUCUCUUCCCCUUCCUUUCCCUAAUUUACAUAUGCAAAUUAGGAAUCUGAUUUGGUUCGAUAUUCGGCCAAAUCUUUCACAAAAGAUUCAGUCGAAUCCUAAAAUAGUGGAUUCGGUGCAUCCCCUACUUUUAUGCCUUACCUUAUUGAAAAAAAAAAGUAAGUAAUUGUGCCUAUAUCUGUAAACAGCUUCUGAUAUAACUUGAAUAUCUCACCAGCCUUUCUUAGGUCCUUACAAGACCAGCAGGUUCAUCAUGAAGAAACUUUUGGACAGUUUUUUUUGUGUUUUAGAAAUUUUUAUUUUUUAAUAAGGUGUAUAAUAUUUUUGUAAAAUCUGAAGCAACUCUAAAGAAAAAUCAUAAUACAGAGAGAUAUAAUAAUAUGCAUGUUCAAAAGGGGACACUGUUUGGAGAAAUAAUUCAGAGACGAGUGUUGAUGCCCUUGAAUUUCUGGUUGAAUGAAUGAAUCACAUGGAAAGCACUGGCUGAAUACAGUCAGAUUGUAUCAGAUGUAUGAACUUUGUUACAUAUAGAGGUGUGUUUUAUGUUCAUGUGCCAGCUGUCCAGUUCAUAGAGCAUUUCUCUGGCCUGCCCAGGUCCAUAUGCCGUGCCAUCUAUUAUCCCAUUUUACAUGUCUCUUAAUUUUAUGGCAUUUCACGGGGGACAACUCCGAAAACUGCAAUUCUUCAACUGGGGGUGCAUUGUAACACUUCUAAGUAAGAACCAUCUCUCUGGUCUAUUUUAAUUUCAACUGCUGUGCCUGUUGCAUCAAGUUUUGCAAAUAUAUUUCAUGGUGUGCAGGAAAGGAGGACUUCAUUCUGUUCACAUUACACUGAUAUCCCGAUGAGCAGCUGCUCUAUUUGUCUCACAGUUUUCCAGUAGGUCAGUAAAAGAGGCAAGGGAAACUAAAGUCUAAAAUAGAAUAAGGCUAGAAAUGCUGUAUUUUGUAUACUAAAUAUAAACAUGAACUUACUGAAUCAGAAGCCUGAUAAAACAUAAAAAAGUUGGCCACAGGGGGUCACUAUCUUGUAACUUUGUUAACCAUCUUUGCAAGACCAAGACUGUGCACAUGCUCAGUGUGAUCUGGGCUUCAAUUGGGUGGUUAAGCUUAGGGAUCGUCAUAAAUGAUCAAAACAAUAAUAUAUGCCAGAAGCCCAUACAGCAAGACUGAUGAAUAAUCAGAAUAUGCAGACUGCACUGGGUCCUGUGUUGUCAUUUAAUCUAAUGUGGAUUUUAUAGUUUUUGUAUUGUUUAAUACAAACUUUCUCCAACUCUGCAGAACCAGUGGCUGCAGCAAAACAAUCCUCCAAAAAGAAUCCCAGUUUAUCUGUUUAAAUCUGGCUCCAUGAUCUUUGUCCCUGCAGCUGGAGUUGGAAACAGAGGAUGUAAAGGCAAAAAUAAAAUCCCAUUUUUACUUUAUUAACUGAAAAAGAAACCUAUGCCCAAUAAUAAAUCUGUACCGUUUUUAUAAGUAACGUUACUGUAUGCAGUCAAAUUCCCCCUUCUUUCACUUGCUCUGACUGCUAUGGAUACGAUUCUCUACAUGGUUGCCAGCUGUUCUACAGGGAAACAAACAAAGCUGCUCAAGUUCUGAGAAGUAAAGUGGGAGGGGCUCCUCCUGCUGUUUGAAAGUAUGAUUAGUUUCCCUGCAGAGCAGUUAGGGACUUCUGAAGUUUCCUAUCUACAUUAGUUGGAGCAAGUAAAGAUGGCGAUAGAUGCAAAAAUUUGAUCGUAGGAAUCUCUGUUUUGGGCCGUGUGUGGAGUGGCAAGACAUUUUUAGUGCCAUAGCGAUCGGUCGUUCAGACGACCUGACAGGUUAGAAAAUUUCUGUCGGCUACCGAUAAUAUCUCGGCAUGUAUUGCCGAUCUAACGAUAUCAGUGGGAGACUGUCACCAGCUUUUGUCAGACAUAACUUUCGUACGAUUGCUGUCAGGGGCAGAACAUUGUCUGAUCUGUUCUUUUAUUACUUUAUUUGAUCUGAAUGGUUAGUGGCUGUUCUGGAGAUGGCACCGAUAUGAAGGGGGAAUUUCACUGCAUACAGUCAGGUUUCUUAUAAAAAGGUACACAUUUUUUUAAUUAAAGUAUAUUGGAGAUAGGUUUCUUUUUCACUAAAGAAAGUAAAAAAGAGAUCUUAUUUUUUUCCCUUUAAAGUGGUGGUUCACCUUUAAGUUAACUUUUAGCAUGUAUAGUAUAGAGUGGCCAAUUCUAAGCACGUUUUCAACUGGUCUUCAUUAUUUAUUUAUUUUUAUAUUUUUUU